Messenger RNA from Yamadazyma jaroonii, 1911 nucleotides. Lineage: Eukaryota; Fungi; Ascomycota; Pichiomycetes; Serinales; Debaryomycetaceae. The record is from the annotation of a GenBank genome assembly.
AUGACUGAAGGAUACCUUAAAGAAGCCAGAUUGAAAAGGAGUCAACGGGAUGAUUAUCCUCCUGAAAUGUUGAUAAACCUGUCAAUAAUAUUACCCAAUAGUAAGACGAAAAAUAGUUGUCACAGAUGUCAUCGUUUGAAGAAGAAAUGUUCAAAAGACUUUCCUAGCUGUCUGUAUUGCAUCAGGACUUCAAAUGAUUGUUUUUACCUUAAUAAGUCCCAUAUCAAGAGUAAGAACUCUAGUGAAGAUUUCAAAUCCAAAUCUUCUAUUUUUCCAGAGAUCAUGAAGCCAGAGAAAGAAAGUAUUACAAUUCUUAGAAAUUGGAUCCAUAAAGAUAUUGAAUCGUACGAUGACAACAAUAAUGGUGAAGCAGGCAAUAUUGCAAAUAACCCCAAAACCGAACAAUCCACUGGCUGUUGUAAAUCAAAUAAUGGUUUCAUCAAAGGAAUCACUAAUUUAAUAACUGGUAAUAAUGGUGUAGAUCCUAGGAAUGAGAAUAUGCAUCAAAAUAUGCACAAUGCAAAUGGUGUUAACGAAAUCCCUCCACACAAAAUUUUAAGAACUAAAACCUUGUCAAUAUCAUCCUUGUUAUCCGAUGUGACCCCUGGGGUUACUAAUGAACGAGUAAGUUGUAAAUUAAUUUCCAAAGCACUUAAGUUGAAUAGACAUUUUGAUGAAGAAUUCGUUAAUUUGAAACCUAUUGGUGAAAAGAAGUUGGCUUUAGCUUUUGCUGCAAAUUAUUUCUGUAAUUAUUCCCACAUAUAUCCAAUCUUUUCUGAAGAUCAAAUAGUGCUGAAACUCAAACAGAUGGACUUUGAAAAAGAAAAUGUCGUUAAUUGUCAUACCUAUUUGAUCUUGAGUAUUGGUUGUUUGAUCUAUGAUUCCAUCCAUAUGACAAAACAUUACAAUAAAUGUUUCAGUGAGUCAUUGAUUGAUUCAGUUAUUGAUAUUACCAAUUUUAAUCCAAAAAGUUGUAAUACUGAAAGUGAAUUAAAUGAUAUAAAGACUAUGAUCUUAUUCACUGUUCAUUAUAUGAAUAGGAAUGAUGAUUUGGUUGUUUCGAAUAUGAUAACAAUUUUGAGUAGAAUCAUUCUCAAGUUUGAAUUCUUCAAGUUAAAUUCAGGUGAUAAGUUCAAAAUGAUCAAGAACUGUAUUUUUUGGACAGUCAUUAACUUGGAUUUUGAAUUCAACCUUAUCACCGAUAAUCCUGUAGCUGUGUCAUUAGAUCUUUGGAAGUUGUUGUAUUAUAAAAAUUCCAAAUUACAACUUUUAACAGCUACACCUUCAAAUAACGAAGACGAUGUAGUAUAUUCUAACCGUAUAAUUGAAUUCAAUUUACUUCAAAAAAGAAUAAUUGAUCUCAAAGUUGUCACUAAAGUAGCUGGCGAUAAUCAAGAGAUGGCUGAAUUGAAAGAAAUUUCUAAAGCUGUUGAAGUUUGGAGAGUUAAUUCAACUGGUUGUGUCAGUAAAUUAUUCGAAGAUCAUCAUGAAGAUGCUAAGUUUUAUAGCUUCAUGGUCAACCUUCAUUUUUUCUAUCUCCUCAUUGAAUCGGAUCAAUUGUCUUCCACAAAAAAUUCAGAAUUUUCUUUACAAUUCUUAUCCAUUUAUUAUCAAUUAACUUCCCAAAUCGAUACAAACAAACAAACUGGCUUGGCUAUCAAUAAUUUGAUAUAUAUCUACAAAUUGAUGAAUGUAGUAAAGUACAAUUUGAUUAAUCUCAAGAUCCAAUCAUUAUUUUCAAAUUUCAAAAUGAAUAUUCCUGUAAUAACGAAUUUGUUUCGAAUUUUGAGGGUUAAAUACCCAAUUAUAGACGACCAAAUGAUGGCAAGAUUCGAAAAAUUAUCCAGUAUUUCGUCUUAUGAUGAAAAAUUAUUAAAUGAAGUAGACGAAAUAUUGGAACUUCUUGAGUAA